AUGCAAUUCCCCACAUUAAUCGUCCUGUGCUUCUCAUUUUUCAUCUUGCAACUGGCACAUGCCACGCAAGGAAUGGAUAUGAUCACAAGAGGAAUGGAUAUGUUCAGGAUAAACCCCGCUCUCGAUUCGGCUGGCAGCUCUUCGUUCUCCACAUUCGAGGCACCGUUUAACCUUAAAUAUUGGAUCUCCCCAGUAGAAUCUUUAAAGGUCAGGGGUCAACUUUUAGAUUUCCUACAGCUUUGUGUAGAAUUUGAAGGACCUCGUCUAGAAUUAAAAACCAAAAACGAACCCGAGAAUGCAGAUCUGAAGACGCUCAUUACAUUCUACAGAGAAGUCGUCAUCGAGUGGAGAGCUUUGGACGAAAACGACCCGCGCAGUCUUUUCAUCCGACACAUGCGGGAUGAGAGAUUUGACCCUGAAUAUGCAGCUUACUUAAUACAAUUUGGUUUCAAGGGUGUUCUGCACAAUCAUCUGGCCACGGAUGAACAAGUCAAGGAAUGGCUUAAAAUACUUGCUUACACUUUACGCCAAGCUAGACACGCUCGCUCAGGUGUGGUAUCACACCUGGCCGUAUCUGCCUCGUAUGGCCUCCUCAGCCUUAAGUUGAGGUAUAGAAAUCUUCAAAGGCGUCUGCCUGAUAUCAAUGCAAUGCUUGAAUUUGUCAACGAUAUUCACGGAGUCAUAACUGUUGACGGAGCAAAAUGUUUAAGAUGGGAACGCGAAUUCAUUUUUCCGGGCCGAUUUGGAGAAGAGAUAAUUGAUCUAGAAAAGUUUAUGCAAAUCAUCAAGCUUGAUGAACACCUCGAAAAUGCAAUGUUCUCGCCCACGCCGGAGAAAGGUUGGAAUGAUCUCAAGACUCUCUGUGAAGAAUUUGGCUCUUCAUCGACUCAUAGGAGACUGGUGACCAUGGCUAUCUUCUAUCAUAAAUUCAAGGACCAUGGGGAUAACCAAGAUAAAAAUAGUUGA
This is a messenger RNA of Puccinia triticina, 966 nucleotides long. RefSeq lists its product as uncharacterized. Lineage: Eukaryota; Fungi; Basidiomycota; Pucciniomycetes; Pucciniales; Pucciniaceae. The coding region runs from base 1 to 966 and encodes 321 amino acids. The transcript is spliced from 8 exons. The record is from RefSeq and is a predicted model, not a curated record.